AAGUUGGCUUGGAUGGACUCCAGCCCCCCCGCGACCCUGUGUGCAGGAUAGGCGGUUUGACAAUGGAUGGAUGGAUCAUUUGGAGGUGAUGUUUGGAACUAAUGGAACUGAACAGUCCCAAGCCAGGGGAGGAGCCCCUCACCAACCGCAUGCUGAAACGAAACUUAUUGAGGCAGUUGACGGACAGGUUUUCAAAGUCUAGUUUGCUUUCGAAACUCACUCCUUUACAGAUAUGGCCACUGCCAGCUGUCUGCUGUCAGAGGACAAGUUCCUGUGUUCCGUCUGCCUGGAUGUGUUCACUAAGCCAGUCUCAACGCCGUGCGGACACAACUUCUGCAGUGCAUGCAUCCAGGCGUAUUGGGACGGAAGCGACACUUGCCAGUGUCCAUUAUGCAAGAGGGUAUUUCCCCAGAGACCCGAGCUCCAAGUCAACACGUUUGUGUCCGAGUUAGCUGCUGAGUUUAAGACUUUAGUUCAAGUCAAAGCCUCAACUCCAGACCCACAACUUCCUGUAACGGCGGACGUUCUUUGUGACAUCUGCUCCGACACGAAGGCAGUAAAAUCCUGUCUGACGUGUCUGGUGUCAUUCUGUGAAGCUCACCUCGAGCCACAUCGGAGAGUUGCUGGCCUCAAGGGCCACACGAUAUCGGACCCGGUGAAGAAUCGGGAUGACAGAAUGUGCAAGACGCACAGUAAGAUCACCGAACUGUACUGCAGGACUGACCGGGCCUUUGUUUGCACCUUGUGUCUCAAAGACGAUCACAAGAGUCACGAGGUUGUCCCGCUCGUCGAAGAAUACGAAGCGACGAUGGCAAAACUACACCAGACCAAGUCAAACAUCCAAAAGGUGACGCAGUUGCGGUACGAGAAGAUAGCCGAGAUCGAAAAGUCCGUCGACGUCAGCCAAACGGGAGCCGAGAAAGAGAAGGAAGCCAGCGUGCAGGUCUUCCAAGACUUGAUCCGCUCCAUCCAGAGCAGCCAGGCCGAGCUUGUCGCAGUGAUUGAGGGGCGUCACAGAGAGGCAAAGCAGAAGGCCGAAGAUCGCAUCGGAGAACUGAGGAUGGAGGUCGCAGACCUCGAGAGCAGAGGCGAACAGCUGGAGCGGCUGUCACAGUCUAAGGAUUGCCAUUAUUUUCUCCAGAGCUUCCCGGCCCUGUGCCUUCCUCCAAAUGCAGACCGCGCCGACGUCUGCGUUCACAGCGUUCCGGCGGUGAGAGACGCCGUGACUCGGCUGAAGCAGAGAGUUGACAAAAUAAUGGAGGAGCUUCCUGAGAUCAAAAUGAAGAGAAUGAGAGAACACGCAGUACAUUUGACUUUCGAUCCCGACACGGCACAUUGUUCACUUGUCGUGAGUCAGGACGGAAAGCGAGUGAUGCGUCCAGGCACAGAGCAGAAACCUCCCUACAAUCCAAAGAGAUUUGAAAUGACUUCAGAUGUCUUGGCUAAGGAGGGCUUCGCAACAGGGAAGUUUUACUACGAGGUGCAAGUGGAAGGAAAUACUGAGUGGAUUGUUGGGGUGGUGGGGGAGUCGGUGGAUAGAGGAGGGAACGAGGCUCUGACAGUAAAAAAUGGUGCUUGGAACAUUGUGCUUGAUGAAGGAAAACAUGUUGCGUCGACAUCACCCUGUUCUAAAUUAACACUAAAAGAAAAGCUCCGGAAGGUCGGCAUCUUUGUGGACUGCAAUGAAAGAGAGGUUUCUUUCUUUGAUGCAAAUACUAAAUCACACAUAUAUUCUUUCACUCGCUGCACCUUUACAGAGAAACUGUAUCCAUUCUUUGGUUUUCAAGACAACACGGAUGGAGCCCCGUUCAUUCUAACCCCGGUACCUCAAACAGACUGAGGUAUUUUUCUGUUUUAAAGACCACAGGAAAAAAACCUUGGUCUCUAUUAACAAAUCUGCUUUAAAUAUUAACUACACGUUAUCAAUGUUUUCUGCCAGGAUAUAGCUGGAUAUAUAAGGUGCAUUUUUCUUUUUACAGUAUGUGUAUAUAUGUAAACUAAUGAUACUAUUGUUGCAGUGAUCAGAUCACAUUUUAUUAAAAUAAUAAUGAUGAUGUAUAUUUCUUUCUUCUUUCUAAAGACAUGUACACGUAUGUUCUUUUCUAAUUUCAUUUCUACCUGUAAGAUCUGUGACAAUAUUAAACCAAUUUUCGUAAGAACCCUUGAGGGUAGAAA
Messenger RNA from Gasterosteus aculeatus aculeatus (three-spined stickleback), 2175 nucleotides. RefSeq names its product zinc finger protein RFP-like. Lineage: Eukaryota; Metazoa; Chordata; Actinopteri; Perciformes; Gasterosteidae. Gene Ontology annotation, molecular function: protein binding; zinc ion binding. The record is from RefSeq and is a predicted model, not a curated record.